AUGAAAGGAGGAAAGAAUGGUGCUACUCGUACCGUUUCGCUUGUCAAAGCACCCCGUUUCUACCCCACUGAGACUGCUUGUCUCCCAAAAAAGUCUUGCAAGACUAAGAUCACUCCCCGUGCACCUGCCACUCGUUCCUCCAUCACUCCUGGUACUGUGCUCAUUCUUCUUGCAGGUCGUUUCCGUGGAAAGCAUGUUGUUUACCUCAAGACUCUUGAAUCUGGACUUUUGCUCGUGACUGGUCCAUACAAGAUCAAUGGUAUCCCCAUUCGUCGUGUCAAUCAGGCUUAUGUUAUUGCCACAUCUACAAAGAUUGACAUGUCUAAAGUGUCUAUUGAUGACAAGUUCACUGAUGCCUACUUCAAGUAUGAAAAGGAACCCAAGAAGAAGGCCACUGCCGCCGAACUUUUUGGCGAGGAUGCAGUCAAGAGGGUGAUUAAUGCCGAGCGUGUUACUGACCAAACGACUGUUGAUACUCAGUUGCUCUCUGCCAUCAAAAAGACUCCUAUGCUCCAGAGCUAUCUUAAAUCAUCGUUUACUUUGACAAAGGGACAAUACCCUCAUGCCAUGAAAUUUUGAUUAGAUUUCAUUUUGUAUUGCUGCUUGAGGGAUAUUUGAUUCAAAGUAAUAACAAAACCUUGCCCACACAUGAGUUGAUGUC
Batrachochytrium dendrobatidis JAM81 is the source of this 661-nucleotide messenger RNA. RefSeq lists its product as uncharacterized. The transcript has a single exon. Gene Ontology annotation, cellular component: ribosome; cytosolic large ribosomal subunit. Lineage: Eukaryota; Fungi; Chytridiomycota; Chytridiomycetes; Rhizophydiales. The record is from RefSeq and is a predicted model, not a curated record. Gene Ontology annotation, biological process: cytoplasmic translation; ribosomal large subunit assembly. Gene Ontology annotation, molecular function: RNA binding; structural constituent of ribosome. The coding region runs from base 1 to 579 and encodes 192 amino acids.